Molecule: messenger RNA, 2181 nt
Organism: Symbiodinium sp. CCMP2592
Lineage: Eukaryota; Dinophyceae; Suessiales; Symbiodiniaceae
Source: the annotation of a GenBank genome assembly
AUGGCAUGUCUCCGCUAUGGCAAUGGCCCAGAGCGAGUUGAACUCUGGCAUUUGCGAGCGCCUCGGGCCGUGGCGUUGCCGAGCCAGGGCGGCCCCGCGAGCAGGAGCCAACACGAACACGGGUGGCGGCUGGAAGUGAAGGCUGGGAAGGCUGUGGCUAACAGGGCGUGGCCGGCCUGGCUCGCAACCGGCUUCGCUUCGAGCCUCCUUUCUCGGCGUCCUUUCCGGAGGUUUCUGAGAUCAGCAACGCUUCUCAAGGGGCUUGAGGAGAUUACCGAGUCCGAGAUCUGCUACGAGAACGGCCACAGAUACGAGAUUUUCUUCGACCAAGUCCUGGGGUCCGGAGCGCAGGGCACCGUGUACAGAGGACGAGCCGAAGAAGGCCAUCCUGUGGCCAUCAAGGUCAUCCCCACAUGGAGACUUGUCCUCGAGCCCGGGUUCGAGGAGAAGAAGCUGGCAUCGAUUAAUGGGGAGCUCGACACACUGAGAAUGCUUGGGAAGCACGACAACAUUGCUGGGCUGCUGUCCACGGCCACAGUGAAUAGCGUGGACCAUGCCGGAAAAGUCCGACCUCGUUACAAAGUCGUUGUCAUGGAGGUGGUGCAGGGCAAGGAGCUUGCAGAACACAUUGCGCUCCAAGGAGCUCUGAGAGAGUCGAUUGCUCGCCACAUCUUCCUGCAGGUUCUCGAUGGGCUCUCCUACAUGCACAGCCGUGGCAUCAUCCACCGGGACCUGAAACCGGAGAACGUGAUGGUCACUGGCGAUGUGAUCGACCAUCACAGCCGUGUCAAGCUGAUCGAUUUCGGAGUCGCCAAGUGCCUGGGCCACGGGCCGUUGAAGACUGUGGUUGGCACGCCGUCCAUCAUGGCACCAGAAGUUGCCAAAGCAAAGUUGGGACCCGUCAAUGCGGUCCAUGCAAGCUUUAGCUGGGACGGCCCGCAGCCAGGUGUGUCGGUCUUGUCACCCGCGGCUGACCCCAGGUCUGAGCCAUUCUUCUGUCCGAAGGUGGAUGUUUGGUCUGCUGGCAUUUGCUUGUACACCUGCCUGUCCGGAAAACUUCCGUUCAGGACGGAGAUGGAAAUCAUCAGGUCCGAAUAUGACAAGACUGCCCUUGCUAAUUGCUCGCAAGAAGCCAAAGAUCUUCUUGAAAGGAUGCUGGAGAAGGAUGUUUCAAAACGCCUGAGCAUUCAACAGUGCCUGGCCCACCCAUGGGCUCCCGAUAUGCUGGCCCUAGGCUGCACCAUCGACCUUGGCAAUGACUGGGACGCGCCCACGGACGGGCGCUGCCUUUCUCCGCCGAGGCUGCAGAGUGCUGGAGGGCAGCUGGAGGUGGACGAUGCCUGCGGCGAGCCUCUUUACAGGCCGCCCAAAGGCGAAGGCUGCCUUACGCUCGACUUCGGCCACGUUGCGGCUUCUGGCGGUGGGCUCCUGCGGAACGAGGAGUCGACGGGACGGGGAGCGCUUGCGGUCCUGGGAACGCUGCGACGCACUUACAACUGCACCCGUGUGGGAUACUCCGCUUCUUCGUCGCUGCAGUCAACUCUUGUAGAGCAGCCCAUCCAGAUGGUCAUCAGGAUGGGGCAGCAGAACUGUGGCUGUGGCCCGUGUGAGAAGGAUGAGAGUGAAGCCACAAGCCGAGUGGAGUAUGGUGGCGGGUCGGGAUAUGCCUUGGACAAGGCAGCAGAAGAGACCAUUUUCGAGCCACCCACGGCGCCUUUAUCGUUGAAAGGCUCCCCGAAGGCUUGGGGCCCAGUCGAGGCAGAAGCUUUGGCUACGGCAUUGGAAGACUCCAAGUCUUCGCUGAGCAAAGCUUGGGCCAAGUUUCGUGGUGAAUUUGGUGUGCAGGUGAACAUCUGGGGCAGCCUCGCCAUAGGAGGGCCUCAGCGAGGCACGAACUCCAAGCAGAAGGACCGAGAGGCCGCAAAGAAGGCCAUCGAGUCGGCUCUUGCCCAAUUUGAGUCCGACCCCUUCGAGGCAGCCAACUCACUCCAAACAGCGAUCGGCGGUCCCGCAGCGAAUGCUCUAAACAAUGCUACGCUUGCAGCUGCGAAGAACAUCCAGACGAUGACACUUCAAGCAGCAAGGAGAGAAGAGUUGACACGGCAGUCAAAAUGGCACCGCUGCAUUUGCAGCAACUGGUGCAAGAAUGCCGUCUUGACGCGAAAUUGGAUUCGACCGUGA